Molecule: messenger RNA, 2076 nt
Organism: Symbiodinium natans
Lineage: Eukaryota; Dinophyceae; Suessiales; Symbiodiniaceae
Source: the annotation of a GenBank genome assembly
AUGAUGGGAGGUUCGAGAUUAAAGCGGACAGCCUUGCUGUGUAACAACGACCUCAUCACAGGCCUGGCUGUCACGUGUGAUGGAUCCCACGAGCAUCUACCCUGGGACGUGCAUGAGGGAGUUCUCGCAACAAAGCUUGAGACCGCGUACCCGCACCAGUUUUGUAAGCACUUCGUUUCCCUGCUGUUGCAGCAUCUGACACAGAAGGGUUGUCGGGAUGGCCUUAAUCUCUUGGAGGGAGAUCCCGCAAACUCCUCAGGAGCCAGGGUGGUAACGACACAGGCGAAGACCAAAAAGGCUGCAUCUUUUCAGGUCAUCCCCGAAUUCUGCCGACGAACCAGAUGGACAGUGCCCGGCCAACUCCGCAGCACUCUCCAAACUACACAGUGGUUGGGACCGGACAAGAUCCCGGGCUUCAAGGCGCCAGGAGCCCCGGCGUUGAGAGUGACGCCCCUACUGUCUUCUGCGACGGACGUUCUGGUGGAGGUCCCGUGGAACCCACAGGAAUUUGUGGCGAAAGCGCGACUGGCCGGCCACCCCCCACACCUGUGCGUCGGGGUGCCACCCGCCCUCAGGAAGGCAAUUUUGGCGUGCUCUAAACAGCCCGCAGCCAAGGUGAUUGAGACUCGAGCCGCGCAGUCACGAAGAUGGCUCCAGCGAGCCCAGGAGCUGCAGCUAGCCGAAAACGACUUCAAAGCCAAGCUGCCCGAGCACAUCCGCGGCAGCCUCCGCAACAAGAGAAUACUGCUCUUCAAGGAGAUGCUAGAAGCGUCCCACUACGCCGACAAGGCAGUGGCAGACGACCUGGCACAGGGUUUCGAUCUUGUAGGGCAUUUGGACCUCCCGGCAGGCUGGUCCACCGACUUUCGUCCAGCAUUCCUUUCCCUGAAGGACCUGUCCCAAUUGACGCAGGAGACCAACCACCAAGUCAUCAAGGAAGUUGAGGACUCAUCUCAGUUUCUGGAAGAACUGUGGCAGAAAAGUCUCGAUGAAGUAUCGAAAGGCUGGUCGGAAGGACCGUUCCGAGAACAGGACCUGCCACAAGGAGCUGUAAUCAGCAAACGUUUUGCAAUCCAGCAAGGGAGCAAGGUGAGGCCGAUCGACGACCUGUCCCAGAGCCACAUCAACGAGGCAUUUGGGAGUAUGGGGAAGAUCGAGUUGCAUGAUGUCGAGACAAUUGCAGCCUCAGCCAUCUUGUUCCUGAGGCACGCAGGACAAGGACUGCUUGGGAAAACCAUUGACCUGAAAUCAGCCUCUAGGCAGCUGCCACUGUCCGAAGAGGCACUCAACAUGGCCUAUGUGGCUGUCAAGGACCCCAGCUCGGGGGAGGUUCGCUUCUUCAGGCUUCUUUGCCUUCCAUUUGGAGCCGUGGCGGCGGUCCACGCGUUCAUCAGGGUCAGCUUGGCUAUUUGUCAUAUAGGAAACACGUUUUGGCACUUGCCUUGGAGCUCCACACGACAGCUGGCCCCUAGCGCAGAGGCCAGUGCAUGUUUUCUGCUAGACUUGCUCGGCUUUGAGUUUGACAGAGACGGAGACAAGGCUCCGCCGUUCCAAGAGGGGAAGGCUGCGCUUUGUGGCGGGCCAACUGGGCGCUUGCCGAAGGGCUUCAUGAGAAGAAUCUCUGACAUCAUCAAUGCCCCCGCAUAUGUCAGGACGGUGACCUCAGAGACGGUGUAUGCUUUUACGGACGCCUCGCAAGAAGGAAAGUCCAAAGUCAUCAACGAGCUCGAGAGACUCGAGAGCAUAGCUGUUCUCCUGCUCUUCAUUCUAGCCCGAGAAUUUCUCCGGGGAAAACACGUGAUGUGCUACUUAGACAAUGAAGCGGCGCGCAUAACGCUCCUCAAGCUGACCAGCGAUUCAGAGGCCUUGACCCUCUUGAGCAAUGCUUGCGCAUUGUUGGAACAGGAGCUCGAGAUGAUUCCGUUCUACGCUCGGGUACCGAGCAAAUCCAACAUGGCGGAUGCCCCAUCCCGCCUUGACUUUACAGGGUUGCCACACAAUUGCAGGUUCCAAGAUCAGGUGCUUCUCGCGGAGAUGGCCAAGCUGGUGAACUCGCUCGUCGGGCGCUGUGCCUGA